GAACUUAUCGUUUGUACCGGUGUGAUAUGGAGAGGUGAAGGCCUUUCACACAAUAAAACAAGCAGCUUUGUUCACCUCAAGGAAAAACUCAUGUCUUACAUUCAUUUACACCAGAUCUAUUUCAUCUUCUUUUUAAUGGAAAGGCAUCAUUAUCUAAUAGCAGAAACAGUUAUUGGCAGUAUUUAUUGACAGUCGCAUAUUUAGAGUGAUGAAAAGCAAUCUGACUUCUGCUUGGAGAGCAGAGCACAAUGUAAAAUAUAAGGAUGUGGUUUUCUUUAAAUGAUGUAUUCCUCCUUAAGUAGUUAAAGUAACAUGCAAGUAGGGCACGUGAACUUGAUGUAUUGUGCCAAAGUAAGCAGGCUCAGCUUAAUUCUAACUUAAAUGCAUUUAAACCAGGAUGGUGUAGGUGCCUUAAAAAGAAGUGAACUCUGAAAAUGAGUUUAUGAACAGCCUAAUGAAUUUAUAUCAUUAGGAGUGCUUGUACACACUAUUAACAUUACAUGUUUCGUCAUUUCCAUACCCCACAGGCUUCAUUGCUACAGGACACUGCUUUAAUUAGGUGCUAUUUCAACAACAGCCUAGGUCAUUAACGGGGCUGGAACUCAUUCGUUGCCACCGGAGUCUCAGUCAUGGUGGCCUGUUGCUAGCUGAACUUUAACACUUUUCUCAGCCACAUGAACACUCCAAAGCAUGUCCACAAAAAUCAAAGCCUGAACAAGUCGUGUCUGAAAUGACCGCUGCAUUAUUACUAAAAUAAUCAUUUCAACUGAAACCUUAACGGUUCGACAAGUUUCUUUGCUUUCUUCAUCAGCGGGAAAUUGUCCAAACUCAGAAAAUCAAGGUUAUUGUUAAGUAGCAAGUAACCUACGCAGAGAGAAAACUCGCUGUGAGUAAUUAUUAGAUUUAAGAGAAGCAUGGAUUAAGUUAAAUGCACUGUUUAAUUUGAAGUAAGGAGGCAGUUUUCAGUUUCAGAGUCAUUUUCUAAGCUCAGAUAAGAAUCUCUAGCUACUGUCUGUUUAAUUUUACCACAUUUUUGCCCAGAAGUAAUACAAUUUUUUGCAUCAUAAAUGCAUGCUGCUCAGAGCUGGUUUAAAUUACGAAAUAACUUGUACGUGUAAGAAUCUUGCCCUUCAUUCUGCGUUUUAGCCUGCUCGUCUUUGGCCCGUUAUAUACAGGAUCAUUCAGGCUCUACGGCUUCUUCAUUCUCUUGAUCGGCAUUUUGCCAAAUUGGCUCCUAUGAUGUCGAUUAAGGUGCGCAAAGAGAGAAAGCAGAGAAGAAGAGAAACGAGAGAGAAAGAUGAGGCCAGCCCAGGGGGUGAGGCGCGUGUGAGAGUGUUGAAUUUCAUGAGUCACGGAAGUGUUAUAAUUGCACCCCAGAGUUCACUGAUCAGUCACACAGAUUGACAGCACAUCCAUGUCAUCCCGGGUUCAAGCCAGCCUUGGCACAGUGUGUUUGGUAUCAUGGCACAUCCUUUCAUUCUCAAAUUAUUAUAGAUUUUUCUUUGGAGGGUUUUGAUUGGUGCUUAUAAAAAAAAAAAAAAACAUCAUAUGAGUCAUAUUUUAGUGUGUUGCUUUGAUUUUAUAGAUGAAAGGCGUUUAAAUCUUCACUGGAAUAAAUGAAUGAUCUGUUUAGUAAAAUAGACCCGCUUGACUCAAAGUACGGACACAUGCGCACAACACGUCCCAGGAUGAUUCUCUUUUAUGUGCAGUUACAAAGUAAAUACCAACUCGAGUCGUUUUGGAGGUAACGAGUCCUGAGCUGCUGUGAUCAUGCGCAUUUGUUGUCACGCUGUCUGGCCCGUGCGUCUUUGGCUCUUCACCACUUUGAGUCGACGCAUCUUUGCUCUGUGGGUUCAGCGGUACGCUCUCCUGCGCUCUCCGGACAGCUUUGAGAAUUUCGAGAGUAUUUUUUAACCUUUGGGAUGGAGAUUGAGGAUGUGAAAACUUCAAGCCGAUUAUUCCACAAGUCUUCAUUCAGCAUCAGCAGCCUGUUGUGGAGACGAGAAGGAGUGAUGGGUGACAAGGAGUCUCCUUCUCAGUCCCAGAAAGUGCGCUCUAACCAGCUUGCAAAAACCAGCCAGGAUCAAAACUUUGAAAAGUCAAAAGAAUGCGCCAAAGUGGAAACCAAAGCGGGGACUGUAACUGGGAAACGAGAAGGAAAUAAGGAAGAAUCGAGGGAAACCGGUGGGGCAGAAGAAAGCGUCAAACCCGAGAAACCUCCUUUUAGUUACAACGCGCUCAUCAUGAUGGCGAUCCGCCAAAGCCCCGAACGACGGCUCACGCUCAACGGCAUCUAUGAGUUCAUCAUGGACAACUUUCCAUACUACCGGCAAAACAGACAAGGGUGGCAAAAUUCAAUCAGGCACAACCUGAGCCUAAACAAGUGUUUCGUGAAAGUGCCGCGCCACUACGACGAUCCCGGCAAAGGCAACUACUGGAUGCUGGACCCCUGCAGCGAGGACGUCUUCAUAGGUGGCACAUCGGGAAAACUGCGGCGCAGAGCCGCAGCUGGCUCCAGGGCCAAGCUUGGGUUGAAGAGAGGAGGCGGUCGUGUGAUGCCCUCCAGCACUGCAACUAGCGUCACUCUGGCCGCAGCCAGUUCGUUUUACUGGCCGGUUCCGCCGUUUCUACCUCUCCAAGCGCCGGUGCGCACCCACCUUGGCGCGGGGACUUACCUGAGCGCGCACCCUCGCUUCUCCAACCACGCCACGUCGGUGGUCUCACAGCGGGCCCGACUGAGCGCAAACGCUGCGGACGCUGACCGGUUCGUGCAGACGCACCAGGAGAUGUCUUACAUCGGACUCAGUUGCGCGCAGUCCCGUCGCCACCAGAUCGGCGCCGCGUGCACCGCCUUCUCCACCUCCAUCCCCGCGUGCACGCUGCCGCUGACAGACCCGUGCUCUUUUAACAUGAUCUCCGGACAAGCCAGCUACUUUUACUCUCACCACAUACCGUGCGCCGCCACGUUUAGUCAAGAGGAGUGCGCCACCUCCAAGACACCAGCGGCGACGUUUUUACCCAAGAGCGGUCACUCAGACCUCGGAGGAUGCUGCGGUGACUUUUCAAAUUACUGCCCUCAAGUCAGCCCGAGCCCGUCGUCUUGGAAUAUAGAGAAAUAGAUAAACAGUCCCGACAGCCAGUAUGUGAGAUUUGAAACAUUGCUGUAGAUAGUUUGCUAAUUGUUGGAAACAAAAGGCAAAGCCAAAGAAUCCCGAUGAAUGAUAAAAAUCCUGCAAUAUUUACCCAAAUGUCUGCGUCACAGUGGAUGUCUCUAAGUAAAAAAGCGUUAAUAGACUUGGAUUAUUUCUCAGAGUUGCAAAGUUUAAAUGACCAAAAUAAAUGACGCGUGGACUAUAAGUCUUAAAAUACUUCAUCCGACAAACACAUUUCCGAAAAUGAGCAAAAAAAUGUGUUUUUGCAUAUAAUGUAAAUCCUAGGAUAUGCGCGGAUAUGCGCAGAUCAUUUUUUAAUGCAAUUAACGUUCACCGAGUUUGCAUCUGCUUCUGAAAUUGUACUAGAAAAAAUAUUAUCCUUUGUUAACUUUCCUCAUCAAUGAUUUCCCACAUGUAUGUUUAUUGGUAUCAAAAAGUGAAGGGUUUUUUGGCGCAUGUCACCAGUUUUGGUUUGAAGGGAGGUGAGAAGAAAACACGAUUUUAAACAUGAAAUAAAAUCGAAAAAUAUAUAACUCUUGAUGAAGGGAUUUGCUUUCUCCAGCAUGGUGUCCAACACAUUAAAAUAUUACUUCGAAAAGGUUCCAGCUAAAUUUUAAACGAACGGGUGGAACCGGGUUUUUUGGUUUGGUUUUUUGGAUUUUUGGAUUUUUUAGUCCACUUUUUAAAUUAUGAGUUUUCAGUUUGGGUGAAAAUGCGAUGUGAAAAUGAUACUUAAACUGCUCAUUUGCUGCACUUAUUGUCUUCGAUUUCGUUAAUGUUGCAACCAUAUAUAUAUUACAUUCCCAUUUUAAUGACCUUACAUGUAAUUAAACGAUAAAUAAUGCAUUUUUAAUUGUGUUUUCUUUUUACCUCAUUAAAAGCUGCUGUUGUUGAUUGUUCUUAUUUGGCUGUGUUAUUAAAUGUUUCACUCUGGAGAUUUGAGCCCGCACAAUAAGAACUAUAUAUAGACUGGAUUGAAUGUUUUAAGGAAAGGUUGUGAGGCACAGAGGCCUCUGUGUGGGUAUGCUCUGAGCCAUUCUUUUUUUGUUUAUGAACAGUUCCACUAAAAAGGUUUCUCGAGGAGAUAUCGUGUGGAAAAGGUUGUGAUGUAACCUCAACAGGUAGACAUGGCAUUUCCAGUCGCGCAGAUCUUAUUGAUCUGUCUUGUGUUUCAACCUGCGCUGACAUCACUGCCUGUUAAACUUUCCCUCACCUCUCCUCCCUGCUGCACCCUGGAGAUUUAAAUUAAUAGAUGUAUGUGGAUGCAGAUUAGAGCAGCUGUCUCUUUUAAACAAAGGGUUCUUUAUCAAAAACAUAAAUAGAAAGAAAAAAAAACCUCACCACCUUUCCAAAGCCAGCCACAUCCACAGUCACCUGUGGUUAAAGCAGACCGGGCUGGAUCAGGUAACUCACUGUCUAGAUAGAUACAAAAGAUAAUAUUUACACUUUGGCAUGAAGCACUGUGGCACUGUGGUGUGCAGAGCAGCAAGGGGGGGGGGGCUUAGCUGUGAAGCAACAAGCUUUUGGUGCAAAGUAUCCUGAGGCAGGAGUAAGAAGAUACUGUUUGCUGUUAGUGCAAUAAAUAACAUGUUU
Oreochromis niloticus (Nile tilapia) is the source of this 4745-nucleotide messenger RNA. RefSeq names its product forkhead box G1c (gene foxg1c). The record is from RefSeq and is a predicted model, not a curated record. Gene Ontology annotation, molecular function: DNA-binding transcription factor activity; sequence-specific double-stranded DNA binding. The transcript has a single exon. Lineage: Eukaryota; Metazoa; Chordata; Actinopteri; Cichliformes; Cichlidae. Gene Ontology annotation, biological process: regulation of transcription by RNA polymerase II. Gene Ontology annotation, cellular component: nucleus. Bases 1923 to 3119 code for a protein of 398 amino acids.